Molecule: messenger RNA, 6834 nt
Organism: Zeugodacus cucurbitae (melon fly)
Lineage: Eukaryota; Metazoa; Arthropoda; Insecta; Diptera; Tephritidae
Gene: Kap3
Product: kinesin-associated protein 3
Exons: 9
Coding region: 1176-3827 (883 amino acids)
Biological process (GO): microtubule-based movement; cilium organization
Cellular component (GO): axoneme; ciliary transition zone; kinesin II complex
Molecular function (GO): kinesin binding
Source: RefSeq, a predicted model, not a curated record
UCAGUUUGCCACUUAAAAAUAGUCAUAGAAGUGUUAUCGCACAUGAGUAAUUGCAAAUUCGCUCGAAAUUGAGUAUCGUCUGCCCACCAACUGCUUAACUGUACAACAAUACUCGUAUGCCUACGAGGUAGGCUCGCAAACUAGCAGCAACAACAAAAUAUUAAAACAGCAAGAACUUUAAUUAUAAGUAGAUAUAAGCAUGCAUGUUAUAUACAUAUGGAUGUGUAUGUUUGUUUAUUUAACUUAUACGAUAUUUUGUAGACUUGAGCUGCGCUCAGAAUUAAGCGCUCAACGCUGCUCACAAUCAGUAACGAAUUGGCCACCGCCUAAGCUGUUUGUGACAGUUGUAUCGUCUACUUAUACUUACGGUUUAUUUUUUAACAUAAGCACACACACACACAGAUGUGUAUAUACGUGUUGCGAGUUUAACGCACAGUUAAUUGAAGCAUACUUCAGUGUCACCAGCAAUUGUGUUUCAAGUGUAUCGCAGAGAGGUCCUACCGCGGCCAACCACUGUGAACUUACAAGACGUGGCUUAGGCUUUGAUCUUUGCGCUGCAUAAUUUAUCAAUGUAUAAAUUAUGUUUUGAAACUAGUUUUCGUCGCGUUUCAUUGUGUUUUCGAGCAGUUUGGUGUAAAUUCGAAAAAAAAAAUAAAAAAUAAAUAUCUGAAUUUAGUGGUUUUGUGUUUGCUAAUAUUUCUUGUUUAUGUUUUGUUGGUGUUUUAUGUGUUUUAAAACGUUUCUGCCCAACAGUUGAAAAAGUUAAUGAUCAUUUCGAUGGUUUUAAAUAAAGCAUAUGAUGUCAUAUACAUAAAUGUGCUGAUACAUUUCGACAGUCAUAAUCGCAAUUAAUAUUUAUUUUUUAUUUUUUAUAUUCUUCACGCUUUUAAUAACAUUAAUCGUGCUGUGUACAUAGUGAGUGUAUAAAACAACAAUUGAAAAAAAAUUAAGAAAAAAUAAAAAUAUUUUUCAACAUUUAAUUUUUGCGCACUUAAACUGCAUCGCAAAAUAUUAUUUUCAAAAUCAAAACAUUAUAAAGCCAAAUAACGUGUCAAUUACUGAUAAGCCGCUGUCUAAUCUCGAUUCGUCGGAUUUCUGUGUUAUAUAUGUACAUAUUUGGAUUUUUUUGCAAAGUUCAUUAGUGAAGUGUAGAAUCCUAUAAAUUAAUUUUAAUUAUGACUGCAGCAAUGAUUUCACUGCCGAAUUGUCAGAAAAUUAUACGCUUACGUUCGUUGAAUGCGAAGACGGAUCCAGCCGCAUUGGCGCGUGAAGUCGUGGACAAAUGUGAUCUCAUACACAAAUCCCAAUUGGCGGAUGUGGAACAGAUAAUAUUCUAUCUGAAGAAUCGCAAAGACAAUGCUGGUGCAGACAUCGCCGACAAUAACAGUCACCAUCGGUCGGCUGUAUCCGGCAAGCGUACACCGGCCUCAAAAGUGAAUCCAACCUCUGCUGCGCUUUCACCCGCUAAAACACCAGCCAGCAAUGCCGAUGUCUCCAUCAAUAAUAUUGAUGAAUAUGUUGAGUUGCUGUAUGAGGACCUGAGUGAACGAAUACGUGGUUCAGCAAUGAUUUUGCAAGUGGCACGCAAUCCAGAUAAUCUGGAAGAGCUGGAGAAAAAUGAGGCUUGUCUGAGCGCUUUAUCGCGUGUAUUGCGUGAGGAUUGGCGCAAGAGUCUAGAUCUAUCCACAAAUAUAAUAUAUAUAUUUUUCUGUUUCUCGACUUAUACGAAAUUUCAUCCUGUUAUUGUGCAAUAUAAGAUUGGUUCCCUCUGCAUGGACGUCAUAGACUAUGAGCUGCGACGUUAUGAAACAAUGCGCAAUGAGUUGGACGUGAGAAAGAAUCCUGUUACCUCUGCACCACUUUCAGCUAAAUCUAGCAAAGAGAAACUGAAUCGCAGCACUGAUGAUUUCCUCGAUAUAAUGAAUGAGGAAAAACCGAAAGAGAUGGAACCACCUCGUCGUCGCAUACCCGAACUAAAACAACGUCCCAAAUCUGGAAAUUGGUCAAGUUUCCAUGGUUCAAUGACUUCCUCAUUGAUGAAGAGUCAAGUACUCAACAGCAGCUACCACGAGGCGCUUUCCACCGGUGCUGCCACACCAGACUCGGGUGUAUCAGUGAACGGCGACAUGAAAGCGACCAGCAAUGAGGCACUCGAUCGUAACGAUCCCAAAGUAAAGAAAGAAGAGAUCGAUCGUCUGAAUAAACAGUUGAAGGUAUUCGCUAAGAAACAAGAGCAGCUACUGCGUGUCGCUUUCUAUUUGCUACUCAAUAUGGCUGAGAAUAUUAAGUUGGAGGAAAAGAUGCGACGCAAGCACAUCGUGAAGAUGCUCGUUAAAACAUUGGAUCGACAAAAUAUCGAUCUGCUAAUGUUGGUGACAACAUUUCUGAAAAAGUUAUCUAUCGUACGUGACAAUAAAGAUGAUAUGGGCGAGUUCAAUAUCAUUGCCAAAUUGCCACGCCUAUUCCAAAGUGGUCAUACCGAUUUGGCGCAGGUGACACUGAAACUGGUAUUUAAUUUAUCAUUCGACGGGGUAUUGCGACGAAAAAUGGUCGGUGCUGGUUACCUGCCAAAGCUGGUGAUGUUCAUCAAUGACGAGAAACAUCACGGCAUCGCAAUGAAGAUACUCUAUCACAUGAGCUUAGAUGAUUGGGUUAAAGGUCUAUUCACACACACUGAGUGUGUUCAAAUGGCCACCGAUGCCAUAAUACUCAAUCUGAAUAGCAAAGUUGAUCUCGAUCUCAUCGCACUCUGCAUUAAUCUCUCGCUGAACAAACGUAAUGCACAAAUCAUGGUGGAAGGCAAUCGGCUGCAUGAUCUAAUGGAUCGCGCUUUCAAAUACCAGGAUUCACUGCUAAUGAAAUUGCUGCGUAACCUCUCACAACACGAAAUGUUACAACCAAAAUUUAUUGACUAUGUCGGCGAUUUGGCGCGUAUACUCACGAUUUGUGACGAUGAAUCAUUUGUGGUGGAGUGUCUUGGUAUACUCGGCAAUCUCUCAUUAGCCGAUUUGGAUUAUUCACAGAUACUGCAGAACUUCCAACUAAUACCCUGGAUAAGGGAUGUGCUUGUGCCCGGUGCCAAAUUGGACGAUAUGGUACUCGAUACAAUUGUUUAUUUGGGUACCUGUGCGCAUGAUGAACUCUGCGCUUUGCUGUUCUGUCGCGCUAAAGUUGUGCUCUCGUUGAUCGAGCUGCUGAAGGCCAAACAAGAGGAUGACGAAAUUGUAUUACAGAUCAUUUUCGUAUUCCAACAGAUUUUACGACACGAGAGCACACGCGAAUAUAUGAUCAAAGAGACUGAAUCACCGGCGUAUCUGAUCGAUUUGAUGCACGAUAAGAAUGCGGAGAUACGAAAAGUCUGCGAUUAUUGCCUCGAUAUCAUCGCCAUCAGUGACACGGAGUGGGCUAAACGGAUCAAGCUGGAAAAGUUCCGCAAUCACAAUUCGCAAUGGCUUUGUAUGGUCGAAUCGCAGCAAGAUCAAGACAAUGAACAAGACUAUGCUGAAAAUGAUGAGAACGAAAACGAACUCGACACCUAUUUACGCAACGAUUAUUUGGACAACUGCGAUCUGUAUAAUAGUAGCAAUACGAAUAAGGAGAGUGAGGACAAUGAAAGCAACAAUAGCAACAAUCCAGCCAGCCCUGCAUUGUCUACGUAUAGUCGCCCAGUGAGCAGCUACCGGCGCAGUGAGGACCUCGAUGAUCUCUUCAAUAUGACUUCGAGUUCGAAAUCGCAAACAUCCAGUCAAGGCGAUAGCAACUAUAUGUUUAAAUCGAACAAAUCGCUGGAUGUUGAGGGACUGCACGAGGAGUUGUUGAUGGCCUAAAAUGCAACACAAUGCACAACAACAACAACAACAAAUGUAAAGGCAAACAUUUCAUAUGCUAUUAGCAAUUACAUACAUAUAUGUAUACAUAUGUAUUUUGGCUAAUAAUAAUCUGUAGAUUCGUGUAUACAUGUGUUGUCUGUGGCUGUCCAAAUCGUAGCAAGGAUCGUGUCACGACCUACCAACCUAUUUAGAACGAAAUAAAACUACACACACACCCACAUGCAUACAUAUAUGUAUAUGCAUGCGUGUGUUUAUUUAUAUAUAUAAGCUGCAUUUACAUACAAACCGUAUGUUUAACCCUUGAAGAACAAAAUCGACUCUCGACUAUAUGCAUACAAGCAGUUGUCAUUUGUAGUGGAAAAUGAAGGAAAAAGCUGUUGUGAACCAGCAAUUUUAAUUAGUGCAAUAAUAUUUAAUUGAAAUUGUAUUUUAUUGAAGCCUCAUACAGACACGCUUGCUAUAACUUAUAACUGUAAAGAAAAAUCGAUUGGCUUGCUAAUGCUUAAAAUGAUGUAGAUUGCAUCGAAGAGAGAAUGUCGUCUUAAGAAAAACUAUAUUCCGCACGCACACUAGUUAUUUUAUGUAGUUUAAUUUUAAUUUAAUUCUAUAAACUUACGCGAAAUAUUUAAUAUUAUAUUUAUGUAGCGAAAUACGAAGUAAAUGUACGAAACAGCCAAACAAACAAAGAAUUGAAAUCCCAAAAAACCGCUCAAAAGCAACCUUGAAUAACGGUUAAUGAAAGCAUAUAAGACAAAUUUUCAUUGCAAUUCAACGAAGCUAGUCCUCUUAAAUGUUUAAGUUAACUGUUUAUGUUUUUAAUUUUAGUUUUACAUAUAUUUUUACAGUUAUUUGUAUUUGUAUUUGUAAUUGUAUGUGUAUGAAUUGUUAAUGAAUUUUUUUAGCCGAAUUUUAAACCAAAAGGCAAUUUUAAGAACUUUAAACUGUUUGUGUAUUGUAGAGUUUCUGAAUGUGAUAUGUAUUUAAUUUGUCUACAACAUAACUGUAAACAGAUUAUUGUUCACGAGAGUUAUUAAGGCUAUUUUAAUAAUAAUAAAUUAAAAAAAAAACGAUAUUUUCAAUAAUUUAAAAAAUAUUAUUUUCAAAAAAAUAAAAAUGAUUUAGUUGUACCGUUAUUUUGUGCUAAUUUUUUUACAACUGUUAUUUGUUUAUAAGAAUCAAUAAAUGCUGCAAAAUUUAUUUUUAAAAAUUAUUUUUUAUAUUUUUAGAAAGAUACAGUUAUUAGAAAUGCAAAUAACGGUAUUUUCCUAAAAAUAUAAAAAAAAAAUUCUUUCGAAUAAUUAUUAUUUUUCACUGUGAAGUUUAAAAAAAAUAUAUUUUUUAAGUAAUGCGAGCUUUUUUUCUAUUUUUCAAUUUGUUUAUUUGUUUCUAAUUUGUUGAACAAGCGUAAAUAUAUAAAUAUUUGUUAAAGAAAAACCUAAAAUAUUUGUUGAAAGUUACAGGCAUUGUCUUAUAGUUUUGAAUUUCAAUUCGAACAAAACUUUUCGCAAUCGAAAGAAGAUUUCGAAACUUGAAUAUUGAUUCGAAAUUAUUUUCGAAAUCGAAAGAAAUUAAUGAUUCCUUUUUCGAUACUUGAAUAUUGAUUCGAAUUUUUUUUCGAAAUCGAAAGAAAUUAAUGAUUACCUUUUCGAUACUUGAAUAUUGAUUCGAAAUUUUUUCGAAAUCGAAAGAAAUUAAUGAUUACUUUUUCGAUACUUGAAUAUUGAUUCGAAAUUAUUUUCGAAAUCGAAAGAAAUUAAUGAUUACUUUUUCGAUACUUGAAUAUUGAUUCAAAUUUUUUUUUCGAAAUCGAGAGUAAUUAACGAUUACUUUUUCGAUGUCUAAAAUUUUAUUUGCUUUCGAAAACGACCAUUUCGAUGUUGAAAAAUAUAAAAUUUUUAAAAAUAAAAACAAAAAUUCUUUGAAAUUUAAAUGGCAUAAAAAUGUAACAAUCAAUUCAUGGCGUUAACGAAAAAAAUUUUUCGAACGAAAAACCUGAACAUAACUGGCCUAUAAGAAUGAACAAAAACACAGCAAGCAAAUAAUUUCUAUAAUAAAAAAAAAUUAUUAAGUAACGAAUAGAGAGCAACACACUUGUAUGCAAAAGUGUAGCAUUUCUUAAAAAAAUAGUAAAUUUCAUUGCGCGAUUUUUUUUUUCUAAUUUAACGGUUUAUUUUUCUAAGUCAAGCUCUCUUUAAAGUGUUCAUAUUUUAAAUAUUUUGAUAUUUUUAUAUACAGCAUAAAAAAUAUAUAUUUUAUUACAGUUUAUAUUAUUUUAAAAAUAUUUUUAAUUUUAAUCUUAAAUAUUUUUUUAUGUUUUUAAUUUUUUUUUUUUUUUGUUAUGUUAAAAGCCUUUAUUGUUAAAAAUGCCAUAUUUUAAGCAACUAACUGCUAAUGAAUUAUUUCAUACAGCCAAUAAGCUCACAUUUCCAACACAGCCAAAUACAUAUGUACUGAGAAUAUUAUUUAUGAUUUUUUUUUUUAAUAAUUCUUUCAACGCUUUCGGCUUAUACACAUAUACAUACAUUAAUCUGUAAAUCUUUUAAGCAAAUUAACUGCGUACAAAAUUGUAUAAAAAAUUAAACAAAACAAUAACAAAAAAGCUUUUUCAUGUGUAGCUUAUAAAAUAUAAAAAUAAAUUGUAUUGACUAUAUUGAAUUGAGAAAAAUAUAUAAAAUAUAAAAAAAACAAAACUCUCUAAAAUGUUGUAAAAUAUUGUGACUACUUUAAUGCAUAUAAAUACAAGCGUCAGUUCCGUCUUGUAGUUAGUAGUCUACCAGUUGGCACACUAGUGUAAACUCAAAAAUAUUUGAAUAGGGGUGAAAACUGAAAAAGACACUGUAUCAGCAGAAAAUAUGUGUAUAAAUUGGUAAAUUGUGGUAAAUUCGAAAGAAAAUGUGCAAAGUCACAGUUACUGUAUUUAAAGCUGACAUUUGAAAUUAGAGCAACUACCAAAAUUAUAAACGGGUACUGCAUAGAACCAUACCUACAACAACAUAAAUAAAAU